Molecule: messenger RNA, 1235 nt
Organism: Fundulus heteroclitus (mummichog)
Lineage: Eukaryota; Metazoa; Chordata; Actinopteri; Cyprinodontiformes; Fundulidae
Product: prolyl 3-hydroxylase 1
Exons: 5
Coding region: 16-993 (325 amino acids)
Biological process (GO): collagen metabolic process
Cellular component (GO): endoplasmic reticulum
Molecular function (GO): procollagen-proline 3-dioxygenase activity; iron ion binding; L-ascorbic acid binding
Source: RefSeq, a predicted model, not a curated record
AUAUUUGUCAAAGACAUGACCCACACGGCGUUGCUUGUUAAAUUGUGUUUUUAUGUUCCACAGCUUGUACAGGAGGGAAAGGUUCCUCUGAAGAGCGCUCGUUUAUUCUUAGAUCUCAGCGAUAAAGUGAGGAAGGUGUUAGAGUCCUACUUCCAAUUGGACACAUCUCUGUACUUCUCCUACUCCCACCUGGUGUGUCGCUCUGCCAUCCAUGAAAAGCAGGAGAACCGGAAGGACCUAAGCCAUCCUGUUCAUGUGGACAACUGUGUGCUGGUUUCUGAGCUCAAAGAGUGUAAAAAAGAACCUCCUGCAUACACUCACAGAGACUACAGUGCCAUCCUGUAUCUAAAUGAUGACUUUGAGGGAGGAGAGUUCAUUUUUACUGAGCUGGAUGCCAAAACAGUUACCGCUGAGGUGCAUCCCCGCUGUGGUCGUGUUGUUGGGUUUGGAGCAGGAAAAGAAAACCCUCAUGGUGUCCGAGCCAUCACUAAAGGUCAGAGAUGUGCUAUGGCACUGUGGUUCACCUUGGAUCCCACUCAUGAAGAAAAGGAAAGAAUACAGGCUCUGGAUAUGCUGACCAUGUUUUCUACACGAGUAGAUUCAGAAUUCAGUCAUAAAAAAACAAGGGACUCUUUUGAGUCUGGGCCAGCUCCUUUACAUGCUGAUGUGGUGUCAACAGAUAAACAGGAAGAGAUCCUGGAUAUACUUUCUGACACAAAUGCUGGAAAAUCUACUGAUCAGCUAAAAGGCAUGGCAAAGAAAAUAGGGACCACCAAAUCACCCGGUAAGGCCAAAGCUCCACCCAAGCCAAAAACCGAAGGUGGAGAACAAACCAAGGAAACGCCUGCUACUAAAGAUGCAACAGUGAAGCAGAAAGUGAAGCAGGAUGACAGAAAAGGUGCAAUUCCUGCUGUUAACAAAACAAUAAGAGAUGUCUCUAAGAAAAACUCAACAUCAGCGUCAGACUUUGAUGGUGGAAAAGAUGAGCUGUGAUAUGUGUGCAUGUUUGAUAUCUGUGUGGUAUCUAAAAUUUGUACUUAUUUUUUACAAGGUCCUCUCUGUCAGUGGAUAGAGAACAAGAAGUGGUGUGCUACAAAAUUUGCAUUUGCUUUCAACUUUACUUGGUGUCUGUUAAAUAAUUGACCUAUUUGCGGUCGUCCCAGGUUGUUUUAUCUGGUAAUGUGGUGUUUCUAUUGUAGACUUCUGUAGUAAUAAAAAGACUCUUCAAACCGUAA